This is a messenger RNA of Hordeum vulgare subsp. vulgare (domesticated barley), 906 nucleotides long. Its product is annotated as protein LHCP TRANSLOCATION DEFECT. The record is from RefSeq and is a predicted model, not a curated record. The transcript has 2 exons. Gene Ontology annotation, biological process: granum assembly; intracellular protein transport. The coding region runs from base 109 to 639 and encodes 176 amino acids. Gene Ontology annotation, cellular component: chloroplast stroma; chloroplast envelope. NCBI's taxonomy places the organism in Eukaryota, Viridiplantae, Streptophyta, Magnoliopsida, Poales, Poaceae.
UUCCAAACAGUUGAGUGCUACUUAUCCUUUCCCUUGCAUACAUCUCUGCUCUUGCUAUCCACCUCUCGCUCCCAGACCUGCUCGCACUCCAACAAGCAGCAAAGCGCCAUGGCCUCCAUCCCAUGCACCAUCCAGCUCGUGAUCAAGACGGCGUCCUCGUCGUCGGGGUGGAGGUCGCCGCGGGCGGCUCAGGGAGGGCUGAGGACACCGCAGCUGGGCGGCGGCGCAGCGUGGCUGCGGCCGUCACUGUUGAGCACGGUGGCGCCGGUGAGGGAGAGCGGCAGGGUUGGGUUCUUCAAGUUCGGGAACAAGGACGCGGAGGGCGCCGGCAUCUACGGCAGCCAGGCGAGGGACGACUUCGACCGGGACGACGUCGAGCAGUACUUCAACUACAUGGGGAUGCUGGCGGUGGAGGGCACCUACGACAAGAUGGAGGCGCUGCUGAACCAGAGCAUCCACCCGGUGGACAUCCUGCUGAUCCUGGCCGCCUCCGAGGGCGACUUGCCCAAGAUCGAGGAGCUGCUCAAGGCCGGCGCCAAGUACGACGUCAAGGACGCUGACGGGAGGACAGCGCUAGACCGGGCCAGUGGCGAGGUCAGGGAGUUCAUCACCGGCUUCGCCGUUGCGAAAAAGGCAUGAUAUCAUUCAUGCUCGGAGAUUCCUGUUUGGGGGUGUAGAUUAUCGUUUUGCUGCGGUUUGUAGAGUGAGCUUAGCUGGGAGAUUCACCAACUGCUCGGGUCGGCACGGUACAAAGACUGACCUCGCUUUGUGGAGGAGCUGAUCUCCAUGGAAAGUUUGAGUAGUUGCUGAACCUGACGAACAGGACUUUCGUUGCGUCAUCCUUCAACUGAGGCAAUUGAUAUACUGUAUAAUGUUAUUCGGAAGAAAAGAAAAAACCUUGCUUCA